Messenger RNA from Verticillium alfalfae VaMs.102, 1353 nucleotides. RefSeq lists its product as hypothetical. Gene Ontology annotation, biological process: nucleolar large rRNA transcription by RNA polymerase I; transcription elongation by RNA polymerase I; RNA polymerase I preinitiation complex assembly. Gene Ontology annotation, cellular component: RNA polymerase I complex. The transcript has 3 exons. Gene Ontology annotation, molecular function: DNA binding. The coding region runs from base 1 to 1353 and encodes 450 amino acids. NCBI's taxonomy places the organism in Eukaryota, Fungi, Ascomycota, Sordariomycetes, Glomerellales, Plectosphaerellaceae. The record is from RefSeq and is a predicted model, not a curated record.
AUGUCCGACGUCAACGGAAGGAAAAGGAAGAGGGACGGCGAGGGCAAGUCAAAGCCCAAGAAGAAGACGGCCAUUGAUGGCGACGUCACAGAGGUCCCUGGAACGCCCAUUCGGAUCAAGUCCGUCAAGAAGGCGAAGUACUGCCCGCCCGUCAUAGUGUCUGCACCUGGCGUGCGCCUGGACGAGGACAUCACGUUCCGAACCUACCAGAAGAGGCAGACAGCCGGACGCAAGUCGAGCCGGCGCCAUGCCUCGGAGCAGGAGAUCACCCUGCACUCGACAAAGCACCGCACUGUCGACUUCACCGCACGGGAGGAGGAGGUCGACACGAGGGGCGAGCCUUACCAGCAGGAGUACGUCGCCCUGUACAACCCCAAGACGGGGGGGCUCGAGGUCAUCGCGGCGAAGAAGAUGGUGGUGCGAGGCACGGUGAGGGCGAAGCAGGCAGACGAGGACGCCAUGAUUGCACCUGCCGACAUCAAGGACCGCAAGGUGGACCUCGGCCAGACGUUCGGCACACGAAAGGCGAAGAAGAUUAUCGAGUCGAACCGCAUCAACGCCAUCGGUCCCAAGCGCGGAGAGCAGGACGCCGACGGCAACGCGAUUACGGCCAAGCUCGAUUCGGCGGAGAAGGCGACACUGUCGCACAUCGGACAGGUGACGUCGACGAUGGCGUCGCGCGACGAGCUGCAGGCGGCGAUUGACGAGUCGAAGCCGGUGCCGCGGGCGAACCUCGAAGCGGACGAGGUAGCCGACGUGUACGACCCCAAGGUGAUCAUCGGGACCGACGUGCUCAAGGCGGUGCCGGUGCGCGACUGGCAGGAGGCGGUGGAGAAGAACGAGAACAUUGACCUCGCGUCGCGGUACGUGGCGCGGCGCAUCGGGCGCGUCGGCAAGCAGGAGAAGCCGCUGGAGAAGCUGCGCAUCAUGCGGUACCUCUACUUCCUCAUCCUCUUCUACGUUACGGCCAAGGACGGCCGACAGAGGGGCACCAAGCGGGUGCCGCCGAAGGACCAGCUCGCCAAGAACCUGUCGCCGGCGCCGCAGUCGGUCAUCGACAGCAUCCGGCGCAAGUUCUCGGACGGCGGUGAGAUUCGCAAGUUCCACAUGGACCUCAUCAUGACGCACUGCGCGGCGCUGUCGUGCAUCAUCGACAAUUUUGAAACGGAGCCGAGGGACCUCAGGGAAGACCUGCGUCUGGACUCCAAGACGAUGAACCAGUACUUCCAGGAGAUUGGUGCCAAGAUUGGACAGAGGAAGGCGGCUGGUGAGGCCAAGGCGCAGCCAGUCGCGAAGCUGGCGAUGCCGCUCGUGUUCCCCAAGAUGAGCCGUGGCGCGCCGAUGCGGCGAUGA